Molecule: messenger RNA, 1202 nt
Organism: Echinops telfairi (small Madagascar hedgehog)
Lineage: Eukaryota; Metazoa; Chordata; Mammalia; Afrosoricida; Tenrecidae
Gene: NTPCR
Product: nucleoside-triphosphatase, cancer-related
Exons: 5
Coding region: 45-608 (187 amino acids)
Molecular function (GO): ATP hydrolysis activity
Source: RefSeq, a predicted model, not a curated record
UCGGGGCACUCUCGCCCUCUGACCGGCUCGCGACUCUGGCGAGCAUGGCGCGGCACGUGUUCCUCACCGGGCCGCCAGGGGUUGGAAAAACCACUUUGAUCCAUAAAGCUAGUGAAGCCUUAAAGUCCUCUGGUGUGCCUGUCGAUGGAUUUUACACAGAAGAAGUCAGACAAGGAGGAAGAAGAAUAGGAUUUGAUGUUGUCACUCUGUCUGGUACCCGGGGCCCUUUAUCGAGAAUUGGGUCAGAGCCACGAUCUGGAAAGCAUGAAAACCGAGUUGGACAGUACGUGGUUGAUCUGACUUCCUUUGAGCAGUUGGCCCUCCCUGUCAUGAGGAAUGCAGCUGGCCCAGGGCAGAGAGUGUGUAUCAUCGAUGAAAUUGGGAAAAUGGAACUCUUCAGUCAGACUUUCAUCCAAGCUGUUCAUCAGACACUGUCUACUCCAGGGACCAUAGUCCUCGGCACAAUACCAGUCCCUAAAGGCAAACCACUGGCACUUGUAGAAGAAAUAAGAAACAGAAGUGACAUCAAGGUGUUCAGUGUUACCAAGGAAAACAGAAACAGUCUUUUACAAGACAUCGUGAUGUGUGUACAGAACUGCAUGAAGUGAAGAUGCUUUGAAUUACUGCUUUCUGCGUGGGAAGAAAUGUGUACGGUUCAAGUGGACCUGGCCAGCCACUUUGACUUCCAGGGUCUCGUCCCUCAGGCUUGUGAUCGCCAAGGUCCUAACACCCUGUGGGCUUUUCUAAAGAAAACCUGACAGCUGGUUUCCAUAAAAUGUUUAAAAGAUCAAAUUAGCCUUAAUGCUGGAUUGACUAUACAAGAUUAACAAUCCAUUAUGGCUUAUUUAUGCUUAAAGAUUUCUGUUUAUUUCCUCUUGCAGUUGUGUGUAUGAUCGUGGUUAAUUAUGGAAUGAGAAAUGGUUUUGCAAGUAUUAAAGAUGGUAUUUGCUUCUAUUGAAGUUUUCCCCUUCAGGGGAAGGGGAAAAAAGAAUUCACUACUUAAUCAAUUUUGCAUGUCAUGAAAAUUAAAUUUCUCACCAGGUGCAGCUUCAGUUUGAUGCCAUUUAAAGUGGCAACCAUUAUUUGAAUUUUGAAAAUUAUUAUUUCAAAAGAAAACCAUUGAAACCAACCUUCUCAGUUUAUUGUUUGUUUGUUUGUUAUUGCUUAAUAAAUAUCGAAAUCCGGGGGUUACAGCUACAUGA